UUUUCUUUGUAACUGUAAUAUUAUAAAGUUGAAGAGUCUUCAAUGGUCGACACAUUGGUUUGAAUAAAUAAUGUCCAUGAACAAUAAUUGUAUUGUACCUAUGUGAACCGCGGUUUACAAAACAAGAAUUUUAAACAAACAUGGAUGACUAUGAUACAGAGGAAUUUUAUGAAUAUCCACAAGAGAUGGGAAGAAAUCACCCUGAAUUUCAAAUGCCCCCUAUGAAUGAUAAUUUUAAUAGAAAUCGUUACAAAAGCGCAUACGGCCCAUAUUGCGGGGGAUACGGGCCAAUGGGGGGCGGGAGGGGCGGAUUUGGGCCGAACGAUAACUUUGGCCCUCCGCUUGGCUUCGGCCCUCUUCCACCUCCUGGCCCUCCUCCACCUUCUGGCCCUCCUCCACCUUCUGGCCCUUGGCCUGGUGGGCCUGCAAUGUGGACUAGAGGACCUCCGUAUCCAUCUAGGUCACAAAAGAAUGACGCUGUCAAAUAUUUAAUUAAAUGUGGAGUCCCUCGUGAGCAUUUGAAAAACUUACCCAGGGAUCUCCUAGAACUGAUUACAACGGACUAUUGUGGCCUGUGUGCUGUGGCGUGUGAUUCAUUUUCUUUGGCUCGUGUGCACUACAACUCUAAAAACCAUCUGAGAAAUCAAAAGAAAUGGCAGUUGAAACGUGGCCAUGGAGGUCAGGGAAUGGGCCCACUCAAAUCUCGGGACCUGUACUGCGAGUUGUGUGAUGUGGAAAUCACGUCGAAGGUCCAUUCCCAAUCCCACUACUCGGGAAAAUCCCACAGGGCAAUCGUCGAAGGACGCCGUAAUCCAAAAAAUCCAAUUUUGGUUCAGCCUGGUAUGGAAGAUCGCAUAAAGCAACUCGUGCGUCGCGAGAAAAGGUUUCUGGUGUCUGAUCAGGUUGAUUCUGCUGAAGCGGCCUUAUCUGAUCUUAUCGAUAUAAAGGACAGGAUCCCAGCGGAAUUGCAUUGCGACAUUUGCAAGACGUUCGUGACCUGUACGGAGCAGAUGACCCUGCACUUGAACGGCAAGAAGCAUCUUAACAAGGAGAAGCAGCACAUCUUGAAAAUGAUGAAGGGGGAGGCCAGUGGAAACGAUGCAGCAGACAAGUCCACCGCCAAUAAUGAUGAUGAUUUGCUGCGAACCCUCGACCGCGUACUUGAAAAACUACCGCCAAUAGAAGACGAGGAUCUGAGAAAAGAUGAGGCUGUUGAAGGGGAAGACGCAGCUGAAGAAGAUUGGGAGAAGAGUGGUGAAAAAUGGGACGAACCAGAAACACUAUGUUCUUAGGUGCGAAUAUGGUCGUCACGUCGUCGUUUCUGAAAAUUGAGAAUAUUGUUUUAAAAAUAAAUGUACGUGUGUAA
Molecule: messenger RNA, 1366 nt
Organism: Pieris napi
Lineage: Eukaryota; Metazoa; Arthropoda; Insecta; Lepidoptera; Pieridae
Gene: dbf
Product: zinc finger matrin-type protein 4-like
Exons: 13
Coding region: 141-1292 (383 amino acids)
Molecular function (GO): nucleic acid binding; zinc ion binding
Source: RefSeq, a predicted model, not a curated record